CAUUGGUUAGCGCAGACGUCUGUCCCACUCCUGGUUCCCUGUAUUCCAGUAAUCCCAACCCACUCUGGAGUCACUGGGCACGGUCCAACAACACGGCAGGGACGGGUACAGGAUCGCGCAGAUACCGUAGUUCUUAAAUUAUUUGUCACGUCAUUCAGGACCGGGAUUAACAGAAUAAACAGCCGAGGAACCGGUGAAAAUCCGUUCUCGUCGAAUCAGAGGGCUUCCUCUGUCUACGUUUUGCUUCUCAGGAUGUUUUAACGCGGUAUUGCUGAAGUGAAGAGGACCGUCGCUUCAGGAUCUGCAGGCAGCGACUCGGCCAGUAAAUAAUCAUGGCUCGCUUAAGUGUCAGUCCCACCUCAAAGCUUAACAGUAGCUUUGUCUGGCUCCUGUGCCUUGUCCUCGGCUUUUCAACUAUGCUCAUUCAUGCAAAAACUGUCCUUACAAUACCCCAGCAGUUGAGACUGUUUCCUAACAGGGACACGCAGGAACUCUCCAUAUCCUGGUUGGGAGGAACAGCCACGACCUUUGACCUCAUCAUUCUAAGAACUGAAUUCAAUGAAACUGUCCUCUAUGAGACAGUGUCUCCAACAGUAAAUGAGGAGAGUGGUCUGCACCAGUGGACGUGGACCUCAGUUGAACCUCUGGAGUGUACCUCACUGUCAGUCCAAAUCCGCUCAAGAGAUGGGCAGUCUACAAGUGAAUGGAGCUACACUGAGACACUUCAAGGAAAGGAUCUCCCCAGCAAUAAGGAUUUUCAGAUGUACCCCCAGGACAGGAUUGUACCUGUUGGGGCCAACACUACGUUCUGUUGCAUUAUGGAAGAGGGGAUGGUCUUUGAUGAGAUGUACUAUGAGAGGAUAGUCAUGAAUGUGACACGACUGAGUAGACGAACCUAUUCCACUACAGUAUUUGACCAGGAGGCAUCUCGCCCAGCAGGAAACAAUCUCGUUUGUUACUCAAAAAACAAGGAAAAGCUGACUGGAGCAUCUGUGUUUGUUGGAUAUCCACCACUACCCACUGAUUUUAAAUGUGAGACACAUGACUUAAGAUCAGCUGUGUGCCAGUUAAAUGAAGGACGAGAGACUCACUUCUAUGGCAAACGAGGAACUCGCUACUUUUUGAACAAGAGGAACUGUACUUGGCUACAGCAGGGACAGAAAGAGAAAACCUGCAGUGUAGACAAGUGGGAGGGUAACUGGACACUGGUAGCUGUGAAUCCUCUUGGUCAGUACAGCCUCACUGACUCUGCUGAACUCAGUCACAGAGUGUGCCCAGUGGCACCAGUUAAGCUGGACGCUAUUGUUGAUGCCUGGAAUGCCACUGUGUCGUGGCAGUGGGAGUAUGACAGCUAUUCUUCGUUGGCGCUUGUCUGCAAGGUACAGAUUACCAACAGUGGGGACAAUGAACUAACAGAGCGUGUUUUCUCUGGUGUGGGUCUGCGGUCUGUGUUUCUGUCGGACUUGCAUCCUGAUGAGCGUUACAGUGUUAAAGUCAGCUGCGGUGCCCAGCAGAAUUUCUGGAAGUGGGGAAACUGGAGCAAUCCGUUAUACUUCACAACCAAAAUCUAUGUUCCAGAGGCCCCGGAUGUUUGGAUAUGGAUAAACAGAGACAACACUGGGAAGGUUAUUUGGAAGCCUCUUACACGAAGACAGAGCCACGGUAAACUCACACAUUAUGAAGUUUCUUUCUGGAGCCCUGAAGAAAAUCAAACAGUUGCGCCGACUGUGAGCUUGUCACCGAGUACUUUGGCUGCACCAGUCAACCUCACACAAAUCGCUUCCUUCGGCAGUGACAAGAUCAUAGCAGUUGUCACUGCAAAGAAUGAUGCGGGGUCUUCUCCACCUGCAAGUGUACAUCUCCAUUUGACAAGUGUGGAACCACUUACUGUAACCAGGAUAGUUUAUACAGAUAAAGGUUUCCCCCUGUUCUGGGAAAGCAGUGCAAGUGCCACCGGUGGGUAUGUGGUAGAAUGGCUUGAUGCCUCAUGCUCACGUGAUUGCCCUGUUGAGUGGAUUAAGGUGCCUGCUGGAACCACUAAUGUCUCCAUUGAGUCAGACCAGUUCCAGCCGGGAAUCAGAUACAACUUCUCCUUGUACAGCUGUUCCUCAGAUUCCAAUGAACUAUUGCAGCGCUGGCAGGGAUACGUGCAGGAGCUGGUCCCUUCUGCUUCUUUGACUCUGUCAGCCGGUCAGCAGGACUCUGAUAUUCUUCUUACCUGGAGAGAAAUUCCACUGGUGAACAGAAGAGGCUUCCUCCUGGGCUACAAUAUUUACAUCAGCAAUGGUUACCAGCUCACACUACUAGCCAAUCUGUCUGAUGCAGAAACGAUGAGCUACACAAUAAAGGGUCUCACUAAGGGCACCUACAAAUUUACUGUCAAGGCCUAUACUGCAGCAGGCGAGGACACGGGCACCACUGCUUCUGUAACACUGGAGCCUUACACUGAUUGGCUCAUCUUGGAGAUCUUGGCUUCUUUAGGGAUUGUAACCUUAUUACUGGCCGUUGUCACUUUUGCUUGCUACAAGAAGAGAAAGUGGGUAAAGAAGGCUUUCUAUCCAGAUAUACCAGAGCCCAAGCUUCCCAGUGAUUGGCCCAGGGCACAGGGUCCGUUGGAUGUGAAGCCAUCUCCCCACAGUAUGGUCCGUGUUGUAGAAAAGCCCGAGUAUGAUUGCAGUAAAGAAAUGCUUGUCGCCAUUCCUGAGGAAGAUGAGGAUGAUGAAGGACAGGGGAUAGGAGAUGAGCCAGUUGACACAGAUGAGCCAACGUCAUUACGCUACUAUAACCAGGUUGUAGAUGAGCAUCCCAUAAGGCUGCGUUUCCCAGACUCGUCUACUUCUUCGGUAUCUUCCAUGGAUUCAGCGCAUACCGACGUGACAUACACAGGGAUCCAGACCUCAGGGUCUUCUUUGGUUCUCCAGCUGGAUCCACAGGGCUCCUCUGAGGGCCGCCAACCCCAGCUUAAUCAGUCAGUCAGCUAUGGAGGAGGCGGGUAUCGGCCUCAGAUGCAGCCUAGAGCCCCAAGUGAUGACAUGGGUCUAGCUUCACCUGAGCCCUUCUUAGAGCCACAGGCUACCUGCACUGGGGGCUACAAGCCCCAGUGCUCCUGGCAUUUGGACUCUCCCACAGAUGCUGCAGAAAGGGGCAGCCUGGCGCCUUCACUGGGAUCCCCUACUUCUGUUGCUUCCACUCAGUUCCUUCUCCCGGAUGGAGAGGAGCAUGCAGGGGAGAAACGACAGCUGUCGUCAUCAGCAGCAACCUGGUUCACUAACCUGCUGUCAUCCACAAAACCGUGAUGUCAUCUCUCUCUCUCUCACUACUAUCAGCCAGGCCAGGGGGUCUAACGUAAAACUUUUUUGAUCAUUACUGUUACCAGUGUCAUGUAUCACAAGGCUGAGCCGUAUGGUCUAAAUAUUCCCUCUGAUGUAGCACGACAUGAUUUCAGUUGCAUUUUGACAGCAGCGGUUAAUGAUACAUACCAAACACGUAGAAAUGUGUAUCUCGUUAUCUUUUGGGCCACGUAUCAUAAAUUUAAAUCUGUAUAUUUAUAUAUCAAAACAUUUAUAUCAAAUUAUUUCUCCAUACCUCUUUCUUCCAUAUAUAUUGCACACCCUGGAGACCUGGUAUCUGUUCUGUGACCCUGUGAUGGGCAUUUCCUAAUGGUAUAUCCUGUGUUUCAGCUGAUUUUUAGUGUGCUUUUUUAUUUUUUGUGAAGUAAGCUUUACUGCACUACGGACAAAAACUGAAAGCAAGACAGCUUCAAACUUUAUGACAGCACUCUAAAAUCCUUUAGAACACAGUUUUAAAUUGUAUCCAUGUCUUCUAUUGUUUCACCAUUGGGUUAAUCUUACCUGCUUUAUGACAGCUACAGGAUUGUAGCUCCAGCCCGUUCAGAUGUGAUCUGUAUUUCACAGUUAAAACAGGAAGAUAUGAAUGGAACGAUGCACUUAUCGAUGAGAACCAUCUUUAGUUUACACGGAUGUGGGUGUGGUGCUUUAUAUUAUGGUCUGGAAACACGUGGGUGAUGAACCCAUGAAACAUACACUGAUAUAAGCUAAAACAUGAAUGAAAAAUGAUGUAUUAUAAUGAACAAACACAUUCAUGUGUUUUUUUUUGUUUUUUUUUUUUGCUAUGACUUCCUCACAAGUAGAGUUUAUGGUUGGUUUGUUUUUCUUUCUUGUUACGAAACACAUUUCACGGUCAGGCCAGUGUACUUGUUUAGUGCUACGCGUCAUACAUUACCUUUAAGCCGAUGAUUGGUAUUAUACAUUUUUACAUAUGUUUUUAACUAAUGCAAUUAGUUAAGCAGUUUUCAAGUUGCUUUAAUAAAUGCAAUGCUUCCAGUGAUUUGUGCCGUCACAUUUCACACAUUGCCUUAUUACCCCUAACACUGUUUUAUGCCAGCGUGGCUCAGAAUCGAUCAGAAGCUCAUUGUGUUAAGCGUCUGGAUCCCACCGGCACUUUUGGUUUCAUGUACUGGAGAUGUCAGUUUUCAUCCGUUCUAGUGAGCGGCUCGCUUUGGCUUCUCUGUGUGGAUGUGAAGAUUUCUUUGGUUUCUUUAUUUUCAAGCUGAGAGAUUUCUGCAUAAGAACUUGAUAUCACUUUGCUAUGCUGUGUUUUUUAUUUUUGUCUACACUACAGUUAAAGUUUUUUUUUUUUUUAAUAUAAUUAUUUUUUUAUAUUUCCUUAAGCCACCUUUUAAAUUUUAUGGUUAGAUAAAGGGACCAAGGGGGGGAAAUGAUAGAGAGAAAUGACCGGAAGUGCUCAUUUAUCUGUUGCUUAAGACAAAUGUGGGGAAAUUGCUCUACAGCACUUGAGCUUCAGUGAUUACUUGUGUAAGGUGUGUGUGUUUUGUUAAGGAUGCACCAUUGCCUAGACUUCCCAAAAGCAUGAGUAUACGAAGCUUAUAAUUUAACACAAUAAUCCAGUAAACAAGAUUUAUUGUUUUGUCUUCUUUUUUUAGAGUCAGGCCAGGGCUUGCCCGCAUGGCAGAUGCGGUCUAUUGUUUCUCAGUGCCUCCAGCCAACAAGCUUUAAGCAAACCUACUGUGACAUGAAUCAUGACGUAAAUAAACUUUAACUCUGUCUUCACGGAUGAACUGAUAACAGACAGGCAGUCAGUCCUCUUUGACUACUGAGAAAAUUGCACCCCCCCCCCUUUCUUUGUCUCAGAAAACUGCUCUGAAUUUUGAUUUACGGGACAACAGCUUGCAUCACUCAAACUGAGUAAAUAGUGAACCAGACCCUUGCAAUAUGGGAGAUCGUGAAUUGCUUUGAGACUUAUAAAGAGGGGAUAUAGUUUUGAGUAUUUAAACAUGACUGCAUAUUCUGUUCGUUUGAAGCUUUCUUUAAAAAAAAAAGAAACAAGCAGUGCUUCGAAGAUUAUAUGUUACACCGUGUGUUACAGGAUUUAUGUUGAUUUGGAUCAACAAACUGGCAUCUUUCUAUUGUCCUCUACAUCUUAUUUUUAAUGCAACAAAUGUACAUAAUUUUCUUUCUUUCUUCCAAUCUCAUGAUGUUUUAUAUAAAAUGGCAUUAUAUUCCCUCUACUAUUUCGUUAAUGAGAGGAAAAUGCAAACAGAGUCAGAUUUAAAGUUUAUAUUUGUUGUAUAUAAAGUGAAUAAGAAUUGUGAUCUUUUCUUAGCUUAGUUUGCAUUGCUAUAUUACCAUAGCAGAUUGGCUUUGCCAGACAAAGGGCCAGAGUUCAAAUAUUUGCAGCUGCUGACGUGCAAUUUUCCUAACAAGUUUUUUCUCUUUUUUUUUUUUUUGCUGUUCAUCCUCAGUUUUAAUGAGCGUUUACACUGUAGAACUUUUGGAUCUGUGGUUUGUACUCUAGUGUAAACUCACUGCCCUACACGUCUUCUCUGGCCUUGGAUGUUUUUGUGAAAUCGAUGCAUGCUGUUUAAACUAAUACAGUGGCUUGUAAACUCCUUGUUUAUCUUGUCCUAUGGCUUUGAAACUAACACUUAAAUGUUGUGCAUGACAACAUGACUGAAAGUAUUGUGCAUUUAAAAAAAUUUUAUUUCAGGAAAUACUUCAGAAUUCAUCAUAUCUUGCAGAUUAUUUCAUUGAUUGAUUUUAUUGAAUGAAAACACUACAUUUUGUCUGAGUGAAAAAAAAAUGCUAACACUAACACAAAAUGGUAUGCUAUCUGUUUAAAUGCAAUAAAGUUACUUGUCUGGCCAACUGUUAA
This is a messenger RNA of Archocentrus centrarchus (flier cichlid), 6192 nucleotides long. It is a transcript of the gene lifra, whose product is annotated as LIF receptor subunit alpha a. The transcript is spliced from 18 exons. Gene Ontology annotation, molecular function: protein binding. The coding region runs from base 333 to 3296 and encodes 987 amino acids. The record is from RefSeq and is a predicted model, not a curated record. Lineage: Eukaryota; Metazoa; Chordata; Actinopteri; Cichliformes; Cichlidae.